Molecule: messenger RNA, 1710 nt
Organism: Melospiza melodia melodia
Lineage: Eukaryota; Metazoa; Chordata; Aves; Passeriformes; Passerellidae
Gene: MSTO1
Product: misato mitochondrial distribution and morphology regulator 1
Exons: 14
Coding region: 34-1653 (539 amino acids)
Biological process (GO): mitochondrion organization
Cellular component (GO): cytoplasm; mitochondrion
Source: RefSeq, a predicted model, not a curated record
GUGACGCGCUCCCGGUUCCGUUGCUGCGGGGCGAUGCCGGGGGAGGCGGUCACGCUGCAGCUCGGGCACUACUCGGGCUGCGUGGGCGCGCACUGGUGGGGGCUGCAGGCCGCGGCGCUGCGCAGCCCCGACGAGCACAACGAGCUCCGCGCGGCCGCGCUGCUCCGCUUCGGCCGCGGCCCGGGCGGCACCGAGAGCCCCGAGCCGCGGCUGGUGGCGCUGGAGCUGAAAGGCGGCGUGGGCGCGCUCAGAGCGGACGGGGAGGGCACGGAGCCGCCGGUGAGCUGGGACGGCGCCGUCGCCGAUUACCGGGAGCGGGGCCGCGCGCCGCGGGACGCCGGGAGCCGCAGGGGAGACGCGGCCGGGGACGCCAAGGGGAACCCCGGCGCUGCGGGGCCAGGUUCCUCUCCUGCAGGGUCCCAGGACACUCCCAACACCAGGCUCUGGUCUGAUUACCUCAGUGUGAACCUGCACCCCAAGAGUCUCUACGUGAUCCGGCAGUACCUGCACGAUGGGGAUUGUGGCUGUCUCGAAGGCUUUGGGCAAGGUGAAAGCCUUCUGCAGGACCCUGCCUGUGUGGAGGAGCUGGAAGAUCGGCUGCACUUCUUUGUUGAGGAGUGUGAUUACCUCCAGGGGUUUCAGGUGCUCUGUGACCUCCACAAUGGAUUCUCUGGGGUUGGUGCCAGGGUGACCGAGCUGCUCCGCGAUGAGUACGCGCGCAAGGGGAUCCUCACCUGGGGCCUGACUCCAGUCCUGAGCGCUGUGGCAGACCCUCAGAAGAGUUUUUGCAGACUGAUGAACACGGCCCUGGGCAUUGCCCACCUGUCCCGUCACAGCUCUCUCCUCUGCCCCCUGUCACUCAAUGGGAGCUUGGGACUCAAGCCAGAACCUCCUGUGACGUUUCCAUACAUAAAAUACAAUGCAUCCCUGAGCUACCACAGCAGCGCCAUCCUGGCUGCAGCCCUCGACACCCUCACGGCUCCCUACAGGCUCUGCUCCUCCCAGGCCUCCAUGCUGCACCUUGCUGACUCGCUCACCUUCUCUGGGAGGAAGGUUGUGGCUGCCUGGGCAGCUCUCCCCCUGCCUGCCCUGGCUGGCUCCUCGCUGCCCGACGUGCUGGGUGCCCACCAAGAGGUGCCCUGGCAGCUCCUGUCCUCCUGCAAGGAGCAGAAGAAGCUCAGCUCCUGCUUUGCUCAGUCUGCUGUGCUGCGAGGGGUGUGCCAGGAGAAAGGCAGCAGGCAGAGAGAGAGCCCUGAGCAGGUGCUCCAGCGCUACCUGCACACGCAGUUCCCCGGAGCCUUCAGCACGGCCCACGUGCUGCAGCAGCCCUGUCACACCCAGGCGCCCUUCCCGCAGUUCUUCUCUCCUCUGCUGAGCACACGGGGGUUCCUCCAGGACAGAGCGCGCGGCUCGUCCUCAGCAGCUGUUGGCAGCGUGCCCGUGCUGGCAGCCCUGCAGAGCUGCCCUGCCGUGCUGGGGCUGCUCUCGGGGCUGUGCCGGGAGCUGCGGCCGCGGCGCUGGGGCGGCUCCUGCGCGGCCGGGCUGGAGCUCGACGACGUCCAGGAGGCCCUGGAGGAGCUCAGGAGCCUGGCCCAGUGCUAUGAGACAGGAUCUGCAGCUGAUGGAUCCGAGGAUGAAGCAGAUUCAGACUGAUCCACAGUGGGGAGUGGCUUGGAGAUGGCUCCCACAAUAAAGAAAUGGUUUUGGAGA